This is a messenger RNA of Microthlaspi erraticum, 819 nucleotides long. The record is from the annotation of a GenBank genome assembly. NCBI's taxonomy places the organism in Eukaryota, Viridiplantae, Streptophyta, Magnoliopsida, Brassicales, Brassicaceae.
AUGGAUAAUCCAGAAUCGCUUUUUUCACGGGUCUUUAAAGGACGUUAUUACCGGAAUGGUACUCCUUUGGACCCCAUCAAAUCCUACUCUCCUUCCUAUGGGUGGCAGAGUAUUGUAUCGGCUCGACCUCUGGUUAACAAAGGGCUUAUCAAAAGAGUUGGUUCGGGAUCGUCUACCUCAGUUUGGGAUGAUCCUUGGAUUCCAGCAUCUCGCCGAGGUCAGCAAAAGGAAACGAUACAUUUUUACCCGCACCUUCGCGUGCGGGAUAUUAUGACACCCGAAAAAUCAACGUGGAAUCUUCCACUAUUAAAACAACUUUUUGACGGAUCGGAUGUAUCCCUUAUAAUGGGGAUUCCAACCUCACAGCGGGAUACACCGGACUCGUGGGGAUGGUUCUAUACGAAGACAGGGCGAUACACAGCCAAAUCAGGGUAUAUGAUUGCCCAAGAAGAUAUGGAUGGUGACAAUAUGGUACAGUUUGGUCCAGACGUGCGUCGUCUUCAGGCACAAGCAUGGAAAGUUCCUUGCACCCAAAAACUUCAACAUUUCCUAUGGCAAAUCUUAACGGGGUGUAUAUCGGUGGGAGCAUGUUUAAGGAGUCGUGGUAUACAGACAGAUCCACAAUGUAUGCGCUGUGGUAUGGCGGCAGAAACGAUUAAUCAUAUGGUUUUGAAUGUCCUCCGGCCUUACAGGUUUGGGCUUUAUCCCCAAUCCCAACAGCUGUCAACCGGUUUCCAACAGAAGGUCUCUUCACGAAUAUGGCACACCUAUUCUGGAAUUUACCGGACGAUGAUAGGAGGAAGAUGUAUCCUUGGUUAA